Molecule: messenger RNA, 2479 nt
Organism: Procambarus clarkii (red swamp crayfish)
Lineage: Eukaryota; Metazoa; Arthropoda; Malacostraca; Decapoda; Cambaridae
Product: Translocase of outer membrane 40
Biological process (GO): protein import into mitochondrial matrix
Cellular component (GO): mitochondrial outer membrane; mitochondrial outer membrane translocase complex
Molecular function (GO): transmembrane protein transporter activity
Source: RefSeq, a predicted model, not a curated record
GGCUCUGGCAACGGUGGCGGCGGCGGCUGAGUCGUCUGCAGCGCCGCGUGAGGGUCGUCACACCGCCUCGCUCCUCCUCACCUUGCCCCCCCAAGCUCACCACCACCUCACAUGGGUAAUGUUCAGGCUUCUGGGCCGGGGAUGCCGGCACCACCCACGCCGCCCCAUCCACCGCCGCCCACCCUCGCCGCCCCGACGCCCGAGGACAAGAAGGCUGAGGAUGGAGAGGGUGCGAGCGAUAACCCAGGCACUAUGGAAGACCUACACAAGAAAUGUAAAGAUGUAUUCCCAGUAAUGUUUGAGGGGGGAAAAUUUAUGCUUAAUAAAGGACUGAGCAACCACUUUCAAGUUUCACAUACUAUAAAUUUCUCCACCUUACAGCCACCUGGCUACAGGUUUGGUGCAACGUUUGUGGGUACUCAGCAGCUGUCUCCAUCAGAAGCAUAUCCAGUUAUGUUAGGGGACAUAGAUCCCUCUGGUAAUCUCAAUGCUAAUAUCAUACAUCAAGUAUCAUCAAAUAUUAGAGGAAAAUUUGUAGCACAAAUCCAGCAAAGUAAAUGGCAAGCAACACAAGUAACAAUGGAUUGGCGUGGUGCAGACUGUACAGCCUCUUUGACGUUAGGCAAUAUUGACUUGAUUAAUGGGUCAGGUGUGGCUGUCACUCACUACUUACAGCAGGUCACCAAAAAACUGGCCUUAGGAACAGAACUAGCAUAUCAAUUUGGGGCACAGGUUCCUGGGGGCCAUAUUGCAGUACACUCCAUUGCUGGCAGAUAUACUGGUGACAACUUUACUGCCUCUGGGACACUUGGUGGGGCGGGCAUUCAUCUAUGUUACUACCAAAAAGCAACAGAACAGUUACAGUUUGGAGUAGAGUUGGAAACAAGUUUACGAAUGCAGGAGUCGGUUGCUUCUAUGGCAUAUCAGUUGGAAAUUCCUAAAGCUAAUACUGUAUUUAGAGGAACUCUUGAUUCCAACUGGACUGUUGGGGCCGUAAUGGAGAAAAAGCUGAUGCCACUUCCCUUCACACUGGCUUUGUCGGCAAUGCUCAACCACCCUAAGAAUCAGUUUAAACUUGGAUGUGGCUUUAUAAUAGGCUAAUGUAAGAAAAAUGUGUUGUAUAGAAUCCUGAUUGACAUGGUCAUUCAUCCACAAUGCUUUCCUGCGUUAUUGAGCAAGUUGAGGUCUCCUGGCAGGAUUCAUGAAGUGAUGAGUACCAUUCAUAAAUAUUGUAUAGAGGAAUUUGAAUGUACAUAGAAAUAUGGAAGCCCAUUGCCAUAAUUUUCCUGUGCAUUGCUGGGGAGUUUUACCGUGACCAAGUACCAUGUACUUAUUAGAAUAAUACACUAGUACAGUAUGAACCAUUUAAUUUCAAGGACAAUAGUUUCCCCUACUGCAGAAUAGUGCGGGUUGGAUUUAAUAUUCCCCUUGUUCAUCCUGUAUUAUUCGUGGCAGUAUUAUUGUGCCCGAACAGGAUAAUAAUGACUUGGAAAGUCUGUUGCCAUUCCUUUUGAACAAAACUAAUUUUUUUAUUGUGUUCAAAGUCCUGUUAAAUAGCUAACUUUUUCUUUUAAUUAAUAAAUAUAGGUAAUGCUUUAAUAUCAACAGCAUUUGUGUACCAUUUCAUAGAAAGACAGUAGAUGUGGUAGUCAUGCUUUCACAUUUAUUUAUUUUUAUUAUAUCUUUGAGCAUGUAUACAGUAGCUUGUGUACGUAGAAGUUGAUUUGCCACAUAGGUUACUGCAGCCGAUUUAUUAUCUUGUGUAAAUUUCACGCCUAGGAAUUGUACAGUUAAAAAAAAAUUUGUUUCGUGGAUAUCAGUUUAAUAAUAAUACUGCAAAUGAAGUUAAUUCUGGUGCUUCUUUAUGGAAUGUGGGAGAGUUGAGCCAUUUCUCAAAUUAUCAGGUGCCUAACAUAGUUACUUGUAGGUUGUUUGAUUUAAGUUUGUUGCUGUUCUAAAGUCUAUAAAAGCAAAUCUAAUACUGUCAUUAACGUCAUGCCUCGGACAAGUUUGUCUUGUAGAACUUGAUAUGAAUGUAAACAAUCAUUAAUUAUGACUACAAUAGUUUUAUAACUAGUUUUAUUUAAUUUUUUUUUUUACAAUUGCAUGUGCAUUGUAGUUCAUCGUAACAAAACUCAUUUCUGAUUGUUUUCUUUAACAUUGUUUAAUAUAAUUUAAAUCCCUUUUAUUGUUAUGCUUUUCGGAUUUGUUUAAUAUUUUAAUAAUGAAGGCCUUUAUACUUUUAAGUACUUUAAUUCUAUUAUAAUUUUGAUAAAGGCUUUGUAGGCUUGCUCCCAUGUGCUGCUACAUUGUACUGGUCUAUAUUAUGGCUACAUUAAGUAGAGAAUAUAUAAUGCUAUGUUAUACACAAAUGAUUUUGCAUUACCUCCCAAUGUAGAUAGCCAUGCAUAUAAAGAACUGAUUGUUGGAAUUGUUUUGAUAAUUGUUACCAUGUACAAAACAGAUGGUUCUUUUAACA